UAUGCCACGAGCUUUUCUGGUAAAGAAACACGUACUAAUGAGCUAUGAACAACAUGGAACGUUUUUCUGGGGGAAAGCUUCUGACUUUCCUUUCCCAAUCGAGGAAAGUGCACUUCAGUCGGUUGCAGUAAACAUAGAACAAAGAAGAAGAUUUGCAGAAUGGAGCUCAAGUCAGUGGGAUGGGAUUUUCCCAGCAUCACCUACGUCAUCAGUUUCGGGUCCAACGUCAUCUCCGGUGCGCUGUGACGCUAUGAAGACGGGCACGACGUCAUACUUAACGGAGAACAAUGCUGAUGCCAAUUUACAAGCGGGCGAAAUGAGAAAGUGGCAGACCUCUUGUACGGAGAGUCCCAAGUCGACGGACAAAUUAAACGUCCAUUUGAGGUGUAAUGAUUCAGAGACUGGUCCCAAGAGCGCCUUCAAGCCGAUCGUGCGACCGUGGCUAAUCGAGUCGACACGUGACAGGCGGACCUCGGGGAUCCAGACAAAUGUUCCGCCGCCACCCCCGCCGUCGUCACAGCGCUGGUAUGGGAGUUCCGCCCAGGAUUCCUUCGUCCCUCUCCCUUAUCUGCCCCUGUCGUCCACCAAGGACCUCAUUCUCGACGGGAUGUCCGCUCUGGACGCCAUUACUCUUCUCCGACAGCGCAGCUCCAUCUACCAGACGUCACUUUUCCCGCCAAAACCGCAAAUCUUCCAGAACAGUAUUUCCAACUGGCUGACGUGUUUGAAAAACAAUUCUGGUCUAGAAUGUGAAACGAAUUCUUUGCCUGAUCAGGGGAGGAAGCUGCAAGUACCAGCCCCACCCCACCAUCCGCACCCGCCCCGAUACCAGUGCGAGGCGUGUAACAAAAGCUAUUCCACUUUCGGAGGUCUGUCCAAACACAAACAGUUCCACUGCGCGUCACAGGUGAAGAAGGAAUUUAAAUGCAAGUUCUGUGACAAAUCCUAUUCGUCCCUGGGGGCCAUGAAAAUGCAUAUCCGGACCCACACGCUUCCCUGCAAGUGCAAACUCUGUGGCAAGUCUUUCUCCCGCCCCUGGUUGCUUCAAGGUCACAUCCGCACCCACACCGGGGAAAAACCGUUCAUAUGUCCGCACUGCGGGCGAGCGUUCGCGGACCGGUCUAAUCUGCGCGCGCAUCUCCAGACCCACACGGACGUCAAGAAGUACGGGUGUAAAAGAUGUACGAAAACUUUCUCCAGGAUGUCUCUACUCCUGAAACACGAGGACGGGAGUUGCACAAGUCUCGCGAGAUGAUGACGUCGUAUCGCUGUUUGUGUAUAAACUGACUUUCAAAAAAAAAUGACGUAACGUGAGUUGUACAAGACUCGCGAGAUGAUGACGUAAAAACUAGUUGUACAGGACUCGCGAGAUGAUGACGUCAUGUCAUUGUUUGUGUACAAACUGACUUUCAAAAGAUGAUGACGUAAUGGGAGUUGUACAAGUCUCGCGAGAUAAUGACGUCAUGUUUGUGUACAACUAAUUGUCAAAAGAUAAAAUUUGUGUUCAGUGAUUGGGACCAACAUGACAGUAAAAAACAAAGACAUAUCAACAGUAUUAACAAAAUCUAUUAAAUAAUGGUUAUGUGUUGAUGUGGAUAAUUUAAAUAAAUUAUAUUAUAAUGAAAACAAAUUGUUUCACUGUUGUACUGUAUACUAUUAAAUAGUAAACAUGUUAAUGGUUAAAUUUUAUAUCGUAUUAUAAAAUUUAAAUUAGCUAUAGAAAAUUAAAUAAUUAAACAAAAUAGUUCGUAUAGGACAUUCAGUUAUCUCUCAAAAUGUUUUGGGUACAAACGGUGUCUUGUAUUCAAGGAAAGUACACAUCGCUUGA
Molecule: messenger RNA, 1828 nt
Organism: Gigantopelta aegis
Lineage: Eukaryota; Metazoa; Mollusca; Gastropoda; Neomphalida; Peltospiridae
Product: zinc finger protein SNAI3-like
Exons: 2
Coding region: 2-1255 (417 amino acids)
Biological process (GO): regulation of DNA-templated transcription
Molecular function (GO): DNA-binding transcription factor activity, RNA polymerase II-specific; RNA polymerase II cis-regulatory region sequence-specific DNA binding
Source: RefSeq, a predicted model, not a curated record